AUGGAUGAAGUUUGGAGUAGUAAUGACACAUUAGUGCGAUACAAUAGUCCUGUUAUAAUUACUAGACGAAGUGAUAGGAAAAGCGAUAAAAAGGUAUUUCGAUGUCCAAAUGUAAAAUACAAAGAAUUUAUUUAAAUUAUUUAUGUAUAUAUGAAGGAAUUGAAAAAAGGUGCAGGUGAUUCAGCUAUAUCAGAUUCAAAGGAAAGUGAAGAAAUUUUAAAUUCAAUUUUACCACCAAAAUGUUGGGAACAGGAUGGACAAUUAUGGACUCAAACUGUUUCUACAACUCCUGGAACUCGUCAAGAUGUAAUAAACUUGCAAGAAAUGUUAGACACAAGAUUACAACAAAGUCAAGCUCGUGAAACUGGAAUUUGCCCAAUUAGAAGGGAGUUGUAUUCACAAUGUUUUGAUGAAUUGAUUCGGCAAGUGACCAUCAAUUGCACAGAAAGAGGACUUCUUUUGCUUCGAGUGCGAGACGAAAUUAGCAUGUCCAUACAAUCGUAUGAAACGCUAUAUUGUAGCUCUGUUGCAUUUGGUAUGAGAAAAGUAUUGCAAGCUCAAGAAGAGAAGGAAUCACUACGAAAUAGAAUAAAAAGCUUAGAAACUGAAAAAAAUUCAUUGGAGGAAGUUAUAAAUGAUAUUAAAGUUAAAACAGAGCAAUCAGAAAGACGAAAUGCUGAAUUAAGGGCGGCUGAAGAAAAAAAAUUUUCAGAAGAAAUCGCUUUUCUAAAAAAAACCAACUCCCAAUUAAAAGCACAAUUAGAAGGAAUUACGGUACCGAAAAAAUAAUUAAUUGUAAUUUACUUGUGAUCUUUAUAAAAAAAUAAACUUUUGUUUUUGAAUGUAAAUCUAAUUGGGCUUUAUUUUAAUUUAAAUUUUAUUAGUUUAAUCAUU
Molecule: messenger RNA, 894 nt
Organism: Condylostylus longicornis
Lineage: Eukaryota; Metazoa; Arthropoda; Insecta; Diptera; Dolichopodidae
Gene: Dnali1
Product: putative inner dynein arm light chain, axonemal
Exons: 4
Cellular component (GO): axoneme; filopodium
Molecular function (GO): dynein heavy chain binding
Source: RefSeq, a predicted model, not a curated record